UAGUGGGUGUAUAAAAUAUAAAGCUUUAAUUUCUUCUUUUUUAAAUUUGACGGCUUUUAUCCCACUCUAAGGACAAUUCGCCAAUCAGAAAAUGACUUCUCGCCAAUGAUGGCGCUGCGUACAGAAGUGAUGGAAAAAGGCGGGCUUUGAUCAGCUGUGACGGUAUGCAUCAGACAAACUCUGAGAAACGUGUGCGAUGAUGACAAUUUAUACAUGUGAACGUAUUUGCUAUCUUGGAGAUUUUUUUUGCAUUGUUACUUCUUGAUUAUUAAUAUUUAUCUUCUACAUACAUCGAGGAAAUAUCAUUCUUAAUUCAUUCACUGUGUAUCUGAAAUGGAAAGUUUGCAAAACACGGGGGCUGUUCGUUUUCCUAAAAGAUUCAACAAAAAUACGAAUCAAGAGGCCAGUGUUCCAGGGGAAAAUGCAUUGGGACGGUUGCUUGAAAUCAAGGAAGACAUCAGAAUUGACGGUGUGUAUGGAUUCCAUAGAGUCAUUGAUUCUAGAGAAAGAAUAGGAUUUCUACUUAAUAUGCAUGCGACGGAGAUUGUGGAGGAUGAUAAGCAUCUGCUAAGUGGCGUGGAUUAUUACUUCAUAGAGGAAGAUGCUACCCGAUUUAAAGUGUCACUACCAUUUUCUCCAUAUUUUUACAUCUUAUGUCGUAAAGAUACAUUUGAAGAGGUGUCAACAUUUUUAUCUAAGAAGUACAUAGGAAUCUUGACGAAAAUCGAAACAGUUUACAAGGAAGAUCUUGACUUGCCUAAUCACUUGAUUGGUUUAAGACAAAAAUAUUUAAAACUUUCCUUUGCAAAUACUGUUGAUUUAACAAAAGUUAAACGUGACAUUAUGCGCAUUGUUAAAGUUAACAAAGAGCGAGAAAAAAGUAACACUUAUUACACUGAUAUGCUAGCAACUACAUUGCAACCAAACGAACAAGAUAGCAGACAAACUUUAGAUCACAUGGAUAAUAUUCUUGAUAUUAGGGAAUAUGAUGUACCCCAUCAUGUCCGAGUAUCUAUAGAUGCUAACAUUUUUUGUGGAACUUGGUAUUCUGUAAAAAGUAGAGGAAAUGAACCACCUGUAAUUACACGAAAGGAAGACAUGAUUGAACCACCUGAACCUAUUGUUUUAGCAUAUGAUAUUGAAACUACAAAGUUGCCAUUGAAAUUUCCAGAUGCCAAUAUCGAUCAAAUUAUGAUGAUAUCAUAUAUGAUAGAUGGACAGGGAUAUUUAAUAACAAAUAGAGAGUUCAUUUCUGCAGACAUACAAGAUUUCGAAUAUACGCCAAAACCGGAAUUUGAAGGUCCUUUCAUAAUAUUUAAUGAGCCUAACGAGAAAGCGACUAUAGCAAAAUUUUUCGAUCAUAUUAAUGAAAUAAGGCCGCAUAUAUUUGUAACAUACAACGGUGAUUUCUUUGAUUGGCCAUUCGUUGAAACUCGAGCGGCUAUACAUAAUAUGGAUAUGAAAGAGAGAAUUGGUUUUUAUAAAAAUCGCGAAGGUGUUUAUGUCAGUAGAGCUGCCAUGCAUAUGGACUGUUUGUGUUGGGUGAGACGUGAUUCCUAUCUCCCAGUGGGUUCUCAAAAUCUAAAAGCUGUUGCCAAAGCCAAAUUGAGAUAUGAUCCAGUGGAACUUGAUCCGGAAGAUAUGUGCAGAUUAGCAUUGGAAGAACCUGAAACGCUUGCAAACUACUCCGUCUCUGAUGCUGUGGCAACAUUUUAUCUUUACCAAAAGUAUAUUCAUCCCUUCAUAUUUGCAUUAUGUACUAUUAUUCCUAUGGAACCUGACGAAGUACUCAGAAAAGGAUCCGGCACAUUAUGCGAAUCGCUUCUUAUGGUAGAAGCUUUCAAAGCUAAUAUUAUAUUUCCAAACAAACAAGAAACCGAAUUAAACAAAUUGACAAAAGAUGGUCAUUUAUUGGACCAAGAAACUUAUGUAGGUGGACAUGUGGAAGCUUUGGAAUCUGGUGUUUUUAGAGCUGACAUCCCGUGUCGCUUUAAAAUUGUACCGAGCGCCGUAGACCAAUUAAUCAGUGGUGUAGAAAAUGCUUUAAAACACACGAUACAAGAAGAAGAAAAAGUACCAAUCGAGAUGGUUACAAAUUUUGAUGAAGUAGUAAACGAAGUUAAAGAAUUGAAGGAACUUAAAGAUCAACCUUUGAGAUUAGAAAAUCCUGUAAUUUAUCACUUAGACGUAGGUGCUAUGUAUCCCAAUAUAAUUUUGACUAACAGAUUGCAACCUUCCGCUAUAGUAAAUGAAAUGGACUGCGCGGUAUGUGAUUAUAAUAAACCUGAUGCUCUUUGCCAAAGGAAGAUGAAAUGGAUGUGGAGAGGCGAAUAUUUGGCUGCAAGUUUAGGCGAAUAUCAAAGAAUAAAACAACAAUUAGAAACUGAAAGAUUUCCACCACAAUUUCCUGGUGGUACAAAGAGAGCUUUCCACGAAUUGACCACGAAAGAGCAAGCUACACUUCAAAAGAACAGGCUUACAGAAUAUUGUAAAAAAGCUUAUAAAAAAGUAAAAAUUACCAGAACAGAAGAAAGAACACAAACGAUCUGUCAGAAGGAAAAUUCGUUCUAUGUAGAUACUGUGAGAGCAUUUCGAGAUAGAAGAUACGAGUAUAAAGCAUUAACUAAAGUUGCGAAGCGGCAAGUAGCAGCAGCAGUCGCGAAAGGAGAUGCCGCUGACAUAAAAUCUGCCAAGAAUAGAGAAGUUUUGUACGAUUCUCUUCAGCUUGCUCACAAAUGUAUUCUAAAUUCCUUUUAUGGCUACGUUAUGAGAAAAGGAGCACGAUGGCACAGCAUGGAAAUGGGUGGCAUUGUAUGUUACACAGGGGCUCAUAUUAUCAUGAAAGCUAGAGAAAUUAUAGAACAAAUCGGUCGUCCAUUAGAACUGGAUACCGAUGGUAUAUGGUGUAUAUUACCUGCGUCUUUUCCAGACUCUAUUAUAGUUCACACUACUCAUGAAAAAAAGUCGAAAUUUACGAUCUCGUACCCGAAUGCGGUUCUUAAUUUCAUGGUGAAGGAUCAAUUUACUAAUGAAGUAUACCAUGAUCUUGUGGACAAAGAUAAUUUAACAUACGAAAUCAGAAACGAAAAUUCAAUAUUUUUCGAAGUUGACGGUCCAUAUCUGGCGAUGGUAUUGCCUGCUGCCAAAGAAGAAGGAAAGAAAUUGAAAAAACGAUAUGCAGUUUUUAAUUUCGACGGUUCGCUGGCCGAGCUAAAAGGAUUUGAAGUAAAAAGAAGAGGUGAACUGCAAUUGAUAAAGAUUUUUCAAGCUUCUGUUUUCGAAUCUUUCUUAAAAGGUAACACAUUAGAAGAAUGUUACGCUUCGGUCGCGAAGGACGCAGAUUAUUGGUUGGAUUUACUUUAUAGUAAGUGUGCGAAUAUGCCUGAUUCCGAAUUGUUCGAGCUGAUAUCUGAGAACAAGUCUAUGUCGCGUAAACUGGAAGAAUAUGGCGCUCAGAAAUCCACGUCGAUUUCUACGGCUAAAAGAUUAGCCGAAUUCUUGGGCGAUGAGAUGGUUAAAGAUGCAGGUUUAGCUUGUAGAUAUAUUAUAGCGAAUAAACCACAAAGCGCGCCUGUUACUGAACGCGCGAUACCGUUGGCUAUCUUUCAAUCGGAACCAGCUGUGCGAAGACACUACUUGAAAAAGUGGUUGAAAGUUUCUACUUUAUACAGCGAUGACAUAAGAGAUAUCUUGGAUUGGAAUUAUUAUAUUGAACGACUCGGAAGCGCUAUUCAAAAAAUAAUCACUAUACCAGCGGCGAUGCAAGGCUUACUUAAUCCAGUUCCACGAGUGGAGCAUCCACCCUGGUUACAUAAAAAAAUAGCGGAGAAGAGUACGACCCAUCGUCAGAAAAAAAUUACAGAUAUAUUUACUGUAGUAGAAAAAAACAUUUCUCAUACAAGCAGCACUCAAGAAUCUCGUGAUAUAGAAGAUCUUGCAACACCAUCCACUAGUUUUAAAAAUCCAGUUUCAGUUGUUAACAAAAGAAAAAGACAACAUUCAGAGGAAGACGAAGCAAUUAGGGCCAAAAGUUGGAAAGAGGCUCUAGGCUCACCUCCUCCCAGAGGAACAACAAAAGAAGAGAGGCUCAAAUGGUUGGAAUUUCACAAGAAAAAAUGGGCUUUCCAAGCUAAACAGAGGCAACAGCAUCGGCAGAAAAAGAGUAAAACGGAUGAGAACGAUGGAAUAGCUUGGGGAGUAAUACGAAAUAAAAAUACGUCUACUUUGACUGGUUUCUUAAGACGCACUCAAAGAAAAUUAUUAGAAAAUCCAUGGCAAAUCAUUCAGUUAUCAGAAACAGGCGAACCUGGCAUGUUUCGAUUGUGGAUACUGGUCGAUACGCAAUUACAUCAAGUACGUCUCGUGGUACCCCGCGUAUUUUACGUCAACACUCGUAAAGCGAGACCCGAUCCAGGACCUAACGAGCUCUGGAAGAAGAGUUUUAAAUCUUUACCACGUUCUCGGCCGGUGUACAAUUUGUAUCGAUAUUCUCUACCGGAAUCUUUGUUUCAAGAGCACAGCCGAGAGCUCCUAGAGGACUUGAGCAAACCAGAAAUUGAAGGAAUUUAUGAGACACAAAUGUCAUUGGAAUUCCGAGCUAUAUUGCAACUGGGAUGUGUGUGCAUAGUCGAUCCGCGUGCCGCGCGUAAAAUGGCAGAUGGAGCCGAUACUUUCAUUCUGGAUCAAUUGGAAUUCAAGAGCAUCGCCUUUCAACCGUAUCUCAAACAAACCGAGUCGAUUAAUUACAUAUUUCUCUAUCAUCAUUGGAGUGCAAACCGUCAAAGAGCAUUGUGGGGUUUGUUCUUAAGCACCAGCAAGAGAGCUCAUGUAUUUGUCUUGGAUUCAGUUGCUUCCAAUCAGCUGCCGAAUAUGAAUACAUUGUACACGCACGAACGUAAGGCGAUACUGGAGCAGAAUGGUGAAGACAAGAUAAACAGAUUGCCUAAAAACAUGCAAUUCGUAGCACAAGUCGAAACGAAUUUUCAACAGGUAUGCCGUACGUUGCAGGCAGCCUUGACGACGUAUAAAAACGAAGGUCACGGCGCUACGAUUAUUAUUAAUCAAACCGCCCUGGACAGAACGGUGUUGAUUACUGAAAUGCCACUUCUCAAUGAAUUUCCUCUCGUUAGCACCCACGUGCGGGACGUUGAAAAUCUGUACGGCACAUUGGAGUGGCAGAAGGUGGGCGCAAAAAUGAUGGUCAGGCAUUAUUUGAAGAGUCAACAAAUCGUCGAAUUAAUCGCGGAACAAUGUCGAUUCUUCCACGCGCCUAUUGGCAACAUACCCGCGGACCCCACGCUCUUCGGUGCGGACUUAUUCUAUGCCAGACAUCUGCACAGGAACAACUUUGUCCUAUGGUGCUCGCCCACAGAGAAACCCGAUUUAGGCGGCAGCGAGAACGACGAUAACAGACUACUGACGGACUUCGAGGAAAGCUCAAGCUGCGCUGCGAACAAUCCGGGCACGUAUUCCAGCGUUUGCAUUCAAUUGGACAUGGAAAGUCUGGCGGUCAACGCUUUGUUGCAGUAUCAUCAUAUUCAUGAUAUAGACGGAACCAGUACAUUCGUGGCUUUCCACAAUCAACAGCGUCCAUCUGUUCAGGACAUGGCAAUGGGUGGUGAUUCCGCGACAAUUCCCAUCUACGACGAAAUUACCUUGUGCAAUCCGGCGUUCAAAACAUUGCGAAGCAUGGUGAAUGCGUGGCUACUCGAAGUAUCCGUUUAUAAAAAUGUAUUUGCGGACUAUCAAUUGAUCCACUUUUAUCGAUGGCUGAGAUCUUCAAACGCUUUGCUUUAUGAUCCUGCUCUACGCCGUACUCUGCAUACUUACAUGAAAAAAUUAUACAUACAAUUAAUAGCAGAGUUCAAAACAUUGGGUUGUAUUAUAGUCUUUGCAAAUUUUAAUAAGAUUAUCGUAUGCACAAAGAAAAGAUCUGUAAACGAUGCUUUAGGCUACAUGGAGUUUGUUGUUCAAACUAUACGAAACAAGGAGUUAUUUCAUAGUAUUGAAAUUACAUAUGAUCAAUGUUGGGAAUAUUUAAUAUGGCUAGAUUUGCACAACUAUGCUGGUAUCAAAGGGCAGCUGUCUAAAAAUAAUGCGGAAGAUGAUGAGAAUACUGAAAAUGACGACGAUGAUGACACGCCACAAAUAAUGAUGAAUUGGAGUUUGAUGGAGUGUUUGCCCGAAGAAGCAGGAUGUCAAGCAAGUUUCAAUGCUGUAAUAGCCGGAUAUAUUAACGCAAUAUAUCAGUGCAUGGUUGAGAACGAAACCAAUAAUUCUUUGAGACCGAGAAGAAGAUACAGCCAAAGUCAAUCUUUUAUAGCGCCUCUUGGUUUAGGUGCAUUGGAAAACACAGCCGAUUUUGCGAAAAAAUUGAUAUCAGGAGAAAUGUCUCAACGAUUAUUCAAAAUAGUCCAAAAGAUACAUCGGAAUUUACCGGAGAAGAUAUUAACUCUUGAGAAAUAUCCUAAUUUGAAUAUGGGUGGAAAAGAAAGUAUACAAAUUAAUCCUGCGCUUGAAUUAAUCAAAGCAGUGUGCAAAGUUUUAUCUCUGGAUAAGGAAGUGGAAAAUGAGAUUUAUCAUUUAAAGGCAAAUCUGUUACGACUGAUCGGAGUCGGUAGCUAUGGCGACAAUGUUGAAUGGAAAGAACCGUGUAUCUCUCUCGUUCUACCAGAAGUUAUAUGUAAAGCAUGCAAUCAUACGAGAGACAUUGAUCUUUGUAAAGAUCAAUAUUACACAAAUGAAAAUAACAGACAUAUCUGGAAAUGUCCUGUCUGUGAUACUUCUUAUGACAAUACAGAAAUAGAAUUCUUAUUGAUUGAUAAAUUAAAUCGCAAAAGUAUGGGUUACGUAUUACAAGAUCUACAAUGCCGCAAGUGUAAAGAAAUCAAGCGGGAGAACAUGAAUAUGUUGUGUUCGUGCUCAGGCGAAUACGAUAAUUUAAUCUCACGAGGUGAGGUGUCGACAUAUGUAAAUAUUUGUAAAUCUAUAGCUACCAAAUGUAAAAUGAAUAUUUUAGCAGAAAUAGUAGAUAAUACGAAACUUUUUACGGGCUAGUAAUUGAAUCAAAAAU
Pogonomyrmex barbatus (red harvester ant) is the source of this 7072-nucleotide messenger RNA. RefSeq names its product DNA polymerase epsilon catalytic subunit 1 (gene DNApol-epsilon255). NCBI's taxonomy places the organism in Eukaryota, Metazoa, Arthropoda, Insecta, Hymenoptera, Formicidae. Gene Ontology annotation, biological process: leading strand elongation; mitotic cell cycle; DNA replication proofreading. Gene Ontology annotation, cellular component: nucleus; epsilon DNA polymerase complex. The record is from RefSeq and is a predicted model, not a curated record. Gene Ontology annotation, molecular function: DNA binding; DNA-directed DNA polymerase activity; nucleotide binding.